AUGGCAUCUCUCCAAUCAAUACCGCGCUUCCUCCUACCGCGAGGCCCUCUCUUACUGCGCCCCCAAUACCGCUUCCUCGCCGUGCCCCAAGUCAGCAACAUACCCCUCCGCCAUGCCUCUGCCACUGCCAAAGGCCUCUCCGAAGAGUUUCGCCGUCGACAGGAAGCCCUACUGAAGCAAAAACAAAAGGCCACCACGCCGACGCCUGUAAUACCACAGCCCGACAAAUACCGGCCGCCAUCGCACAGUGCGCGCAAGCCAAACCGCAAUCUGGAGAAUAAAAUUUAUGGCCCACCUCUGACGGAGGAAGACAGGAAGCGCAUGGCAACGAAGAAGUACCCGAAUAUGAUGAGUCCCGAGGGCACAUUCAGUCAUUGGUUUCUGCAUAAUAAGGCGAUUCACCUUUGGAUUACCAUGGGCAUCCUAAUCUCCCUAGCAGUAACCGCAUGGUACCUCGACUUCAUCUCCAAAACGAUCUACGCCGAUCUGCUCCCUACACGCAAGGAGUUUGCCCGCCACCCUAUCCAGAGCAUGAACCGCUUCAUCGAGGUCUACAGGAUGCACAUGCAGCAGACGAGCCAGCAAUACCAGCAACAGCGCCUGAAGAAGGCUGAGGAAAUCGAGAAGAGGAAAUUGUAUCGGUUGGAGAGAAAGAGGGAAGCAGAAGAGAGAGGUGAAGAGUAUGUUGAGGAUCCGAGGUAUUACAUUGGCGAGGAUGGCAUUAGGAGGAGGAGGGUUAAGCGGUGGUUCGGCAUUUGGGAGUAG
Plenodomus lingam JN3 is the source of this 765-nucleotide messenger RNA. RefSeq lists its product as uncharacterized. The record is from RefSeq and is a predicted model, not a curated record. Lineage: Eukaryota; Fungi; Ascomycota; Dothideomycetes; Pleosporales; Leptosphaeriaceae.